Molecule: messenger RNA, 1961 nt
Organism: Staurois parvus
Lineage: Eukaryota; Metazoa; Chordata; Amphibia; Anura; Ranidae
Source: the annotation of a GenBank genome assembly
UUUUACAAGGUCUGCUGUGAUGCUAUGGAUCCCUUGGUAGAAAAUAUAAAAUGUGAAGAGGGUGGUGGUGUACAUUUGGUGACCCGCGAAAGCAGUGUGCUUCUACCUUCUCCAGCUGUCUCAGUUGUUAGGUUGCACCUAUCCACCUGCUCAGAUACUCAGCGCCCCAUUCUGCAGGAGCAGCGAGAGAGGAGAGGAUUGGAGCCAGUCACCGCCACUGUGAAUCCACAGGUUCAUUUAGGACAUCUGCAUUGCCAGGAUGGGAACCCAAGCCAACCCAAAGAGGAAGACAUUGCGAUAACCACAGAAGGGAACAACAAUACCAUCUCUAAAGCUUCAGGUGAUGAACUGGGAGACUCUUGGUCUUGGUCUGCUUACCUGGAAGAGCAGAAUUGUGACGCGGCUCCCCUCAAUCUCUUUCGGGAGUGGCAACUCGGAGCACAGCACAAGAACAGCUUCAAGGUUGGGAUGAAGUUAGAGGGGAUUGAUCCUCAGCAUCCAUCCAUGUACUUCAUUCUGACUGUGGUUGAGGUGUGCGGAUUUCGGAUAAAGCUCCACUUCGAUGGGUACUCUGACUGCCAUGACUUCUGGGUGAAUGCUGACUCUCCUGAUAUUCAUCCUGCGGGCUGGUGUGAAAGGACGGGACACAAGCUACAACCUCCGAAAGGAUACAAAGAUGAAGACUUCAGUUGGACACAUUAUCUGAGAAUGACGAAAGCCCAUGUGGCUCCGAAACAUUUUUAUUUGUAACCCCCAAAAUUGGUGCUCCCCCAUCACCGUUCCGGGUGGGAAUGAAGCUGGAGGCUGUGGACAAGAUGAACCCUUCCCUUAUCUGUGUGGCCAGCGUUACUGAUGUGGUAGAAGAGAGAUUCCUUGUGCACUUUGACAACUGGGGUGACACCUAUGACUACUGGUGUGACCCCAGCAGUCCCUAUGUGCACCCCGUUGGCUGGUGUCAGGAGCACGACAAGCCUCUUACACCUCCUCAGGAUUUUCCAGAUCCAGAUAACUUCACAUGGGAAUCGUACCUGGCUGAAACCGGAACUACAGCAGUGCCUGCCCGAGCCUUCCACACGCGGCCUCCGCAUGGAUUCAAAUUAAACAUGAAGCUGGAAGCCGUGGACAGAAGAAGUCCCUCUCUUAUCCGUGUGGCAUCAGUGGUAGAUGUGGAAGAGUGUAGGAUAAAGGUCCACUUUGACGGCUGGAGCCAUAUGUAUGACUUUUGGCUGGACGCUGACCACCCAGAUUUGCACCCUGUGGGUUGGUGCCACAGAACUGGACAUCCUUUGCAGACUCCUCUAAGGCACAGAGAUGCAUCCAAUGUAUCACCAGGUUCUUGUGUGUCGCUCAGCUGUAAGGGGAUUACUCACUCUAGAAGCAGCAAGUACAGUUUCCACCACAGGAAGUGCCCCACUCCAGGAUGUGAUGGUUCUGGUCAUGUGACUGGAAGGUUCACUGCUCAUCACUGUCUCUCUGGUUGUCCUUUGGCUGAUCGGAACCAGCAACUGGCAAGAAACAGAAACCCUAUUCCACUUCCACCCCGGAGGAAAUCCAGACACCAUGGAAGGAUCGGUCGUCCUCCAAAAUAUCGUCGAGUGCAACAAGACAGCUUUCAAGAUACAGUUCAGCAGUCACUUUUCAUGUCAGCUCUGUCUGUACAUCCUGAUCGAGCCCUCGCUCACUGCUGGGAGCAGCACUGUCGUUUACUGCCAGGUGUUGCUGGUAUCAGUGCCAGCACUGUGUCUAAGUGGAGCACAGAAGAGGUAUCUAACUUUGUGCAGACGCUGACAGGGUGUGAAGACCAGGCCAGGCUGUUCAAAGAUGAGAUGAUAGACGGACAAGCCCUCUUGUUGCUCACGCAGACGGAUAUUGUAAAGAUUUUGUGCAUUAAACUAGGGCCAGCUGUGAAAAUUUACAAUUCCAUCCUCAUGUUUAAGAACACAGAGGACUCCACAGACUGA